ACUGACAACACCCAGCUCUACCUCACCACCACCUCUCUCGACUGUUCCUGAAUUACAUUGCUUGCUCGACAUUCACUAAUGCACAAGGUGGCUCAUUUGGGGAAGCUACGUUUCCUGAAAUUAUCAGUGUUCCUGCAGAGCUCUCCCCUCGGUAACAGACAUUAUCACCAGCAUGCUCUCCCAACUGGAAGGUGCCAUGGAUGCGAUCAUCAAAGUUUUCUACAAAUACUCGGGGAAAGAAGGUGACAAAUAUACUCUGACCAAGGCUGAGCUCAAGGAUCUGCUGACAGGGGAACUUGGAGCUUUCCUGAAGUAUCAGAAAGAUCCCAACUCUGUCGAAGUCAUCAUGAGAGAUUUGGAUAUGAACCGUGAUGGGCAGGUGGAUUUCCAGGAGUUUAUUCAUUUGGUGACAGCACUCACCAUCGCCUGCAAUGAGUUCUUUGUCGAGCUCCUGAAGAAACAGGGCAAGUUGUGAGGAGUAAGAUGAAGGGGCCAAUCUCGUACUGAGUGUGUGCUGUGUAUACUCUUUGUGCACAAGCCAGUGCAGAAUCAUCACUGUAAACCCUUAAACACUGGACAUUGUUUCAGCAGCUCCAAUAAAAGUGAUUCUCGGGCUGCA
Molecule: messenger RNA, 619 nt
Organism: Carcharodon carcharias (great white shark)
Lineage: Eukaryota; Metazoa; Chordata; Chondrichthyes; Lamniformes; Lamnidae
Product: protein S100-A1-like
Exons: 3
Coding region: 173-475 (100 amino acids)
Molecular function (GO): calcium ion binding
Source: RefSeq, a predicted model, not a curated record